Mangifera indica (mango) is the source of this 855-nucleotide messenger RNA. Its product is annotated as NAC domain-containing protein 41-like. The record is from RefSeq and is a predicted model, not a curated record. NCBI's taxonomy places the organism in Eukaryota, Viridiplantae, Streptophyta, Magnoliopsida, Sapindales, Anacardiaceae. The transcript has 3 exons. Gene Ontology annotation, biological process: regulation of DNA-templated transcription. The coding region runs from base 1 to 855 and encodes 284 amino acids. Gene Ontology annotation, molecular function: DNA binding.
AUGAUUGUGCCAACUGGGUUCAGGUUUAAUCCCACGGAUGAAGAGCUCAUUGAGAUAUUAGAAAGGAAAGUUUGUGGGAAACAAAUGCCUCUGCAUGACAAUUUCAUUGUUGAAACAAAUGUUUAUGAGCAUGAACCUGAAGAGCUUGAGUGGGGUCGCUCCAUGGCAGUACACAAAAAUGAGAGAUAUUAUUACUGCAUAAGAGAGAAUGAUUCCCGAGAAGUUUCAGGUCGAGGAUGGUGGAAAGCCACAAGCCAUGUCAAGAAGAUUUUUGCUAACAACGAAUGUGUUGUUGGUUACAAAAGACCUCUCACAUUUCAUAAGUUCACAAAUAAUAAAAGAAAGCGCAACAAAGCCAUCAAGACUAACUGGAUUAUGUACGAGUAUGGCCUCCAAUCCUACCCAACGGAAUGGAGACUGUGCAAGAUCAAGUACAAGGGAAAACAAACCAUGCAGGAAGAGCUGGAGAAUAUUCGAAAAGGUUGCAGAUUAAGCAAUGGUAUUAUUUCUGGAGAAAGUUGUUCAAUAAUGGAGAUGAAAUCAUCAUCUUCAGUAGUUUUUGUUGAUGAAGAAGAAGAGGGGCAAGGGCAACAGAUUAUGAAGUGUCUUGAAGAAGAGAGGAAUAAAAUAAUAACAAGUGAUGAUUUUAUGAAGAUGCAAAGAGAAGAUCGAGAGAUGAAUAAUGAAGAGGAACAACAAAUGAUGCUAUAUGCUUCAUAUAAUUAUGAUCCAAUCUUAACACAUAUUACAAGUAGUUCAAAUUAUGAUUACUUUGGUGAUUAUUAUUAUUAUAAUCAUCAACUGGAGCAAUUACCAUUUUCUGUAGAUGAACUAUUUCCUAGCUUUUGGUCUUAA